This is a messenger RNA of Arabis nemorensis, 1281 nucleotides long. The record is from the annotation of a GenBank genome assembly. Lineage: Eukaryota; Viridiplantae; Streptophyta; Magnoliopsida; Brassicales; Brassicaceae.
AUGGAGGAUGAUAAUGGGCUCGAGCUCAGCUUGGGUCUUUCUUGUGGAGGAUCAUCAGGCAAAGCAAAGGGUAACAAUACUAAUAAUGCUGGAAGCUCCUCGGAGAAUCAUAGGGCAGAAGGAGGCGAUAGAAGCGCUAAAGUGAUUGACGACUUCAAGAAUUUCCUUCAUCCAACUUCUCAAAGACCGGCAGAGCCGAGCUCUGGUUCUCAGAGAAGCGAUUCGGGUCACCAACCUCCACAGAAUUUCUUCAAUGACCUCUCCAAAGCUCCUACCACUGACGCUGAAGCAUCCACGAAACCUUUGUGGGUGGAGGAUGAGACACGGAAAGAAGCAGGAAAUAAAAGAAAGUUUGGAUUCCCAGGAAUGAACGAUGAAAAGAAGAAAGAGAAGGACUCUUCAUCACAUGUUGAUCUGUACGAUAAAAAGACAAAAGCAUCCCAUGUUUCAACCGCGACAGAUGAAGGAUCAACAGCCGAAAAUGAAGAUGUAGCAGAAUCUGAAGUAGGUGGCGGUUCUUCUUCCAACCUCUCAAAAGAGGUGGUUCGUCCUCCUGCUGAUACAAACACUGUGGACAACUUAACCGGUCAAAGGAAGAAUAGCCAUGGUGGAUCUGGCGCUGAAGAGUUUACAAUCCGCAACAUGAAUUACACAGUGCCUUUCACGGUUCAUCCGCAGAAUGUCGUCACUAGUCUGCCUUACUCUUUACCUGCGAAAGAGUCUGGACAACAUGCAGCAGCUACAAGUCUAAUGCAGCCUACUGUUAAUGCUGGGAAUCUCCCAAUUAUGUUUGGAUACUCACCGGUUCAGCUCCCUAUGCUGGAUAAGGACAGUUCAGGCGGGAUUGUCGCGCUUUCUCAAUCUCCAUUUGUUGGAAGAGGCCCAUCAAACUCGGCUACCACGAAAGGCGAGGGGAAACAGCCUGUUGCAGAAGAAGGCUCAUCCGAGAAUGCAUCAGAACAACCAACGGGAGACAACAAUAACAACAAUACCGCUUUCUCUUUCGACUUAUCUGCCAUAAAACCCGGAAUGGCAGCAGAUGUGAAGUUUGGAGGAUCCGGGGCACGUCCAAAUCUACCGUGGGUCUCAACUACCGGCUCAGGCCCGCAUGGUCGGACAAUCUCGGGUGUUACAUACCGUUACAACGCUAACCAGAUCAAAAUCGUAUGCGCUUGCCACGGCUUGCAUAAGUCGCCAGAGGAGUUUGUCCGGCAUGCAAGCGAGGAGUAUGUUAGCCCGGAAUCAUCCAUCGGAAUGACCGCUGCAUCAGCUCAGACCUGA